UAUUUAAAUUUGAUAAUAGAACGUUGUAUGCAACGAUAUACGACUAGUAUAUACACAUUAAAUGGCUUGUGAAUUUAACUCGAAAGCUUUCUGAUUCGGAUACCUUGAAGUCGAAAAAUGUCUUCUAAGCAGCCCGAGCUAUCCACAGUGGAAGUAGAGGAAAUGAAGAAAUGGUUCGUGUACUUCGACAAGGACAAAAAUGGGAUGCUUGACCAAAACGAGUUUAAACGUGCCGUUCAAGCGAUGUGCUGGGAUUUCUCUGAUGAGGAAUUUGAAGAUCUCUUUACGAAGGCCGAUACUGACAAAAAUGGAUUCAUCGAUUAUGAGGAAUACUGGACGUUGCUGCAGAGUUGUCGGAAGAACGUACAGCUGGAGAAACUCGAAUUAAAGGAAUCAUUCAGGGUGUUGGAUAAGGAAAAGAAAGGGAUGCUUGAAAGGAAGAAAUUGAGAAAAUUUCUUCUCAACACCAGUGGCAUAGAUGUUAUUACGCUUGAUAAGCUGUUAUCAAUAGCUGACACACGGGACACUGGAUCUAUUAAUAUUGACGAGUUUGUCGAAUUGAUGACUUCACCUCCGGACCAACAAGCAAAAGCCACCAAGUGAGAAUAAGAAUAGAGCAAACCGCGCAAAAGACAUGGCCACCACGAUACGUGAAAUUGUGCUAUAUUUUCAUUUCGCAAUAUCAAUGAUAUGCGGUCUUUAAAUAACCAAAUCUGU
This is a messenger RNA of Mya arenaria, 717 nucleotides long. RefSeq lists its product as uncharacterized. The coding region runs from base 118 to 603 and encodes 161 amino acids. Gene Ontology annotation, molecular function: calcium ion binding. The record is from RefSeq and is a predicted model, not a curated record. Lineage: Eukaryota; Metazoa; Mollusca; Bivalvia; Myida; Myidae. The transcript is spliced from 5 exons.